Molecule: messenger RNA, 2316 nt
Organism: Anolis sagrei ordinatus
Lineage: Eukaryota; Metazoa; Chordata; Lepidosauria; Squamata; Anolidae
Gene: NOX4
Product: NADPH oxidase 4
Biological process (GO): superoxide anion generation; defense response
Cellular component (GO): NADPH oxidase complex; plasma membrane
Molecular function (GO): superoxide-generating NAD(P)H oxidase activity
Source: RefSeq, a predicted model, not a curated record
GGGAGGGCUGGCUUCCCGAGGCUGAAAAGGAAGAGCCCGGCCCCGGUUGCCCCCUCCAAGCGCCGCAUUUCCGAGCCGGGGUUGGUGCUUUUGGAGACAGGCAGGACCAUGGCUCCCUCAUGCCGGAGCUGGCUGGCCAACGAGGGCUGCAAACAUCUGCUCCUGCUGCUCUGGCUGUCUCUCAACGUGGGCCUGUUUUGGAAAACUUUCCGGCUGUAUUAUUGCGAGCCCCAGUAUUACUAUUUGCAUCAGAUGCUUGGGCUAGGAUUGUGCCUCAGCAGAGCUUCUGCAUCCAUUCUUAACCUCAACUGCAGCCUGGUUCUCUUACCUGUGUGCCGGAUUCUUCUUGCCUUCCUUCGAGGUUCUCAAAAGGUGCCCAGUCGAAAAACUAGGAGGCUGCUGGAUAAAAGCAAAACUUUCCAUGUGACGUGUGGUGUGAUGAUCUGCAUCUUCUCAGUGAUUCAUGUUGGUGCUCACCUGGUGAAUGCAUUGAACUUCUCCGUGAACUACAGUGAACAGUUUCUUGCCCUCAAUGUAGCCAACUACCGUGGUGAGGAUCCCAGGAAACUCCUUUUCACAACAGUUCCUGGAUUAACUGGAGUCCUUAUGGUGCUGGUGUUAUUCUUGAUGUCUACAGCUUCUACUUAUGCCAUUCGGGUUUCAAAUUAUGACAUCUUCUGGUAUACCCACAACCUCUUCUUUGUCUUCUACUUGCUGCUGAUGUUGCAUGUUUCUGGGGGAGUUCUGAAAUACCAAACCAAUGUAAAAGAGCAUCCUCCGGGGUGCUUUAAUCCUAACAGGACCAUUCAAGAAGGGAGUCGGUUUGCAGGAGACUUUGAGAAAUCCCACCCUGAAAAUGCUUUGGAACCUUUUCCUCGCCGUUUAGUGGAAAUGGAGCCUCUUCUCAGAAGCAGUAUUGUCUGUAUAGAGGAGCCUAAAUUCCAAGCCCAUUUCCCAGAGACUUGGCUUUGGAUCUCUGGCCCAUUGUGUUUGUAUUGCGCAGAAAGGCUCUACCGCUACAUCUGUAGCAGCAAUAAACCUGUCACAAUCACUGCAGUGAUCAGCCAUGCUUGUGAUGUCCUUGAGGUGCGGAUGAUGAAAGAGGACUUCAGAGCCAGACCUGGACAGUAUGUCAUUCUGCAUUGUCCUGGUGUAUCAUCUGUGGAAAGCCAUCCCUUUACUCUAACACUGUGUCCGACAGCUACCAAAGCAACCUUUGGAGUCCACGUUAAAGUCGUAGGAGACUGGACCGAGAGAUUUCGGGAUCUACUCUUUCUACAUUCCAGCUUGGAUGCUGAGAUUCUGCCAGUCUUCCAUCAGAGGCAUUACCCAAAGUUGUACGUAGACGGUCCCUUUGGCAGCCCCUUUGAGGAAUCCUUCAAUUACGAGGUUAGCCUCUGUGUGGCUGGAGGCAUUGGAGUGACUCCGUUCGCAUCGAUCCUCAACACCCUGCUGGAUGAGUGGGAAUGCUACAAGAUCAGGAGGCUUUACUUCAUAUGGGUUUGCAGAGACAUCCAGUCUUUCCGCUGGUUUGCUGAUUUGCUCUGCAAAUUGCAUCACAAGUUCUGGCAAGAAAACCGACCAGAUUUUGUCAAUAUCCAGUUAUACCUCAGUCGAACAGAUGGGAUACAGAAGAUAAUUGGAGAGAAAUACCACGUGCUGAACCGCCGUCUUUGCAUUGGGCGGCCUCGCUGGAAACUUCUAUUUAAUGAAAUCGCCAAGUGCAACAGACAGAAGACUGUUGGCGUUUUUUGCUGCGGACCCAGCGGAAUUUCCAAAGCGCUCCACAAACUGAGCAACAGUAGCAACCCUUAUGGGACAAGGUUUGAAUACAAUAAAGAAUCCUUCAGCUGAAGAGCUCCAGGCCUUUACAGGCACUGUUCGGAAGACCUGAGUGCAAUUUUCUGAAAACAAAAGAAACAAAGACUCCAGCAUUAGCUGGAUGGCUCAUACCAAAGACUAGCAUAUUUUCUUAAGUAAUUUAUAAUUAUUUAAAAAUUCUAGAAAGGAGAAGAAUUAUGUGAAAUACACUCUACCUGGAUAUGCAAAAAACCCAAAUGUCUUAGAAACUGACAAUUUGUCCAUGCAGAGCUUGAAGUAGCAGAAGGCAAUUAGAGGGAGAUGCGCACAGUUGCUUAUAGGGCUGAUUUCUAAGAUCAGCGCAUGGAACUCUUGAACUUUCUCCACCAAAAUGCUUCAGAUCGCAGAAAAUGGCAUCGGUUGAAUGAGCACUCGACUGAUCAGAUUGGGAGAGAAAUACAUUGGAAGUCAAAUUCUGCCCUAUCCUGGCACACAAAUAAAGCAGCUUUGAAAUAU